Molecule: messenger RNA, 1014 nt
Organism: Pterocles gutturalis (yellow-throated sandgrouse)
Lineage: Eukaryota; Metazoa; Chordata; Aves; Pterocliformes; Pteroclidae
Gene: TTC19
Product: tetratricopeptide repeat domain 19
Exons: 9
Coding region: 25-831 (268 amino acids)
Biological process (GO): mitochondrial respiratory chain complex III assembly
Cellular component (GO): mitochondrial inner membrane
Molecular function (GO): protein binding
Source: RefSeq, a predicted model, not a curated record
CUGAAGAGAGCCAAGCUCAGCGUCAUGAAGGGUGAGCUGGGGGAGGCUGAGCAGAUUCUGCACCAAGCCCUGCAGCUGUCGCACCAGUCGGAUAACAGGAAAGCCAUCAUCUACACCUACAGCAUGAUGGCAAACGUGGCCUUCAUGCAGGGACAGCUGGACAAUGCAGAAAAGCUCUACAAAGCAAGUAUGAGCUAUUUGCUUGCAGGGGACACAAAAGAGGAUGACAAUGCAAUCCUUGAGAUGUCCCUCAAGCUGGCCAGUAUCUAUGCUGCUCAGAAACAGCACAAGUUAGCCCUGGCUGGCUAUGAGUUCUGCAUCCUGACCUUAGAAGAGAAGAUUGCCAAGCAAAAAGACUUGCCUGAGGAUGUCUUACCAGCUGAAGAAAAGGCCAACACCCGUCUCUUGCUUGGGAUGAGCCUAGACUCCUAUGCUCGCUAUCUCCAAAACAUUAACCAGCUCCCAGUGGCCCAAAAAAUGUAUGAGAAGGCUCUGCAGAUAUCAAAUGAUGUUCAGGGAGAGACUCAUCCACAGACUGUGGUCCUGAUGAAUGACUUAGCAACUGUACUGGAUGCUCAGGGGUACUACGAUGAGGCAUACACCUACGUGAAGAAGGCAGCUGAGGUGGCAAAGGAGACCCAACACCCAGAGGAGCACAUGGUGCUGAAUAACCUGGCAGCAAUUCUGAUGCACAAAGAAGACUUUCUGCAAGCAAAACAAGUGUACAAAGAAGCCCUCAAGCAGGCACAAGAAAAGGGAGAUGUUGCUUCUGUCCAGCAUAUCCAGGAAGAACUAGCUGAACUGGCCAAGAGGAGAAAGGGCUCCAAAUGAGUUUGGCCACAGAGGCCAGCCUCGAGGUGGCUGACAGCAGCACGGGUUGGUCAGUACAAGCAGCCUGGGACCAGUUUGCUGCAGUUCUCCCCAGGCACACCAAUGAGGAGUUUAAGGACUGCUUAACAAGAAGGGCUGCUAUUGCCUAACAACUUAGCCCAAAAUAAAGUUGUGAAAUCUUAA